AUGGAAGAUUGUUUAAUAGGUAUGUAGAUAGGUUAAUUAUUAAAUCCUAUUGAAGUGUUACUCUUUUUGGAGUUAUUGUUAAUUUAUAAUCAUAGGCUCUCAACAAGAAGACGAUGACAAAAUGUUCUCUUCCCAGUACUCAAUACAACGUGAAAUUUCUGAAAUAUCACUGAUACCGACGAGCAAUCAAAAUAUUGAAUCAUGUGACCAUGCCAAUUCAUAUUUUUCGAAUGAAUCAUUGAUAACUGAAUCGACUGGUAGUGAAUUUAAUUUAAAUGAAACAGUAAACAAAGGGGAAGUUACAGGUAAUAAUAAAAUAAAAUAUCUAAAGUUUUAAGGUAGUUUAAAUGUUUAACAGUCAUGUAAUUUUAUCAUGUUUUGUUGUUAUUAAUUUAAAACGUUGUAGACUAAACAUUAAAACUAUAAUAUUACAAAAAUCAAACUGGUUAAUUUUUAAUGUCUGUAAUCGGGAUAUUAUUAUAAUAGUAUUUAUUGUAAAUUAAUUCACGCUAUUAUUUAUUAGGAAAGAGCAGAAAGGUUAAUUAGCCUCUUGGAUUUUGUUUACUUAUAUAGCUAUAUAUAUCCUUAGUUCAAUUUACCAUAAUAGUAAGGUUUAUAGAUUACAAUUAGGUACUAAUUAAAUUAUAUAGUAGGUAACUCUUUUAUAAUAAAUAUAUUAUAUGAAAAUUAAAUAUCAUUGUUAUCUAUAUUAAAAUUAUACCUAAAAAAAAUCAAGUUUUUAAAUUAAAUUGUAUAUUUACAAUAAAUAUAGAUAUAAAUUAUUUUCAAUUUUAGGAUGUCAACAGAAGUAUUACGAUUUAAAAAACGGAAGAAAUGAAAUAAAAUCUGAUAUCAUUGAUACACAAUCACUUUGCGAUUCAUACAUUUCGGAUGAAAAAUGUAAACUCAACUCAUGCGUCUCGGAUCAGUCAUAUGUAUGUGACUGUCACAUGUAUGAGUAUGGUUCAUCGUUGACGAAACUUAAAUGCAUUUAUUGCCAUGAGACAGGUUAUUUUUCAUAUUUAUGUAAACACAGUAAGAAAGAAAAGUAAAAUACUAAAACAAUAAAUACAUUUUUUUCAAUUAACUUCGUGGGGUACGAAACAGUUAAUUACGAUUUUUUUUCAAUACUUUUUUUUUCUGUAAUUGAUCAUCAUUCUCAAAAUAGAGCUAUAAAACCGUUCACAAUGGAUUAAAUUGUAGAGUAAAAUUACAUAAAUUUCAAAAUUGAUUUUGGUUUACAACACAGUAUCAUUUCAAAACAAUUAUAUAAUUAACUGUUUGGUCAUAUCAAGUUAGAAAAAAAAGAUAAUUCUCUUUCUGAUUACGUUGGAAAUAACAUUAAACUUAUAUGAGAAAUAUUAGUCCAUUCAGAAUUUUAAAAUAAAAAAUGUAAUCAUUUAUGUAAUUUCGUUAUGUAAUCGACAAUAGUGUCCACUAACAAGUCAAAGCGAUGUAUUAAAUAUAAAAUGGUAUAAUUUGUUUAAUAUUGAAAACGACGAAACUGUCAAUAGCAAAUACAACAAUGUUUUUAAAGAUGAACUAGGCACUUUUAUAAAUACGAAAUAUCAAACCUGAGGCGGUAUCUAAAUUUGCAUAUGCAAAAAAUACAUUAGUUUUAAUUUUAUUUAAGAACCUUUAAUCACCUUUCAUACUAGACUGGUCUAAAAUAAAAAUUGAAACAAGUAGAGACAUAAUUCUUGCUAUAGUACUAAACGCUGUCAAACCAGGGGAUUGAAAUAGUAAUAUUCCUAAUAAUUUAGAACUUAAAUCGCAUAAUUCACUAAAAACACAAAUUUCAGUAGUUCGGAUGCCUAUUAUGCCGAUUUAUUAUGGGGUUACCGUGUUAUAAUACCCGCCAAAUUUCUAAAUAAUAUAUUAAAUAAAUUUUAUUCAUGUCAUAUGGGUUCUUUUAGUAUGAAAAGUUUGGUGAGAUCAUACUUUUGUUGACUAGGAAUGAAUAAGGAAAUUAAAAAAAUCACUCUUAAUUGAGAUAAUUGUCUUAAUUUUAAGCAAAAUUCAUUAAAAUCUGUCAUAUCUCUUUGGAAAUGGCCAGACAAAUCGGGGAACAGGGUGUAUUGAGAUUUUCUUGUAUCAUUUAAAAAUAAAUAUUUUUAUCAUAUUUGACGUGACAGUAAAAUGAUUAGAUACAUUUUCAGUAAAUAAGAUGACUCCGAAAAUUUUCAUAAAAAAAUUUUGAAAAAUGUUAGCAUGAUUUGGCAUUUCAAAAACAAUUAAAUGCAAUUAAUAGGUUUUGAAUUUCUAUUGCAAAAAUCUAGGCACGAGACAUUUAAUAGGCACACAAUUCCACCUGGUAUUGAACGGCUGUGUUGCAUAAGCAGACAAAACAAUUAAAAACUUUUUUAAAAAAUGUUUGAUAGCAUAAUCUCAGUAUAAUAAAUUUCUUUUAAUGUAUCAUAUUACACUAUAUUUUACAACACGAGAAAUACCAGAUCGGCUAAUGAUAGGCCAAUCCACUCGUUUACAAUUCGACACAAUUCCACAAGUGAAAUGGUAAUUGAACGAUAAUUAUCUCAAAUAAAGAAUGCCAGUAAUAUAACAGUAUCAUUUAACGUAGGCGAUUAUGUUUUAGCUAAAGAUUAUAGGGAUAAUAACAAAAAAACAGCAAAAAAGGUAGGUAAAAUUAUUAAGUGUAUCAAUAAUAAUAUGCAUAAUUGAAUGACGGAACUAUUUGGAAACUAUGCCGUUUCCAAUAUAAUGAAGUGAUAGGUAAAUUAUCGACACAUCUAAACAAUUCUAUUUCCCUUACACCUCCUAAUAAAAUAAACUAAAGCUCAGCAAACGUUUAUAGAUCAAAUUCCAAUCACGUAGUCAUAUAAGACACCCAGACUAAUUAGAUCUAGAAAACCUCCUCAGCGAUAUUCUACAAAUGAUUAUAACUAAUUUGUAUAGUUCAAAUAUAAAUAUAUAAUACUCGUAUAUAAGAAAUACUUGCAUACCAAUUAAGUAUUAAAGUAUAUCAUACAAUGUUAUGUAUUUUUUUUUAAGGACAGCGAUGUUGCAUAAUCCGCAUUUUAUAUUGGUUACACUCAUUACACAUUAUUAAAUAUCAUAUUAUUCAUCGAGGAUGGACCAUCGGUCUUUAGUCAGUAAACAAUUUUAUAUUGUACACAUAUGAGGAUUUAGUUUAUAACAAUAAAGGUAUAUAACAUACGUUUGUGUUAAAACACAAAUAAUACAUACAUUAUUUAUACAAAUAGUCCACAAUAAACCCUCUUAAAUUUUGUCCACCUAUAUAGGACCUUAACUCAAUUUACUAUAACAUUAAGGUCUAUAGAUAACAGUUAGGUAAAAAUAUUAUAAUAUAAGUAGUAGGUAACUCUUUUAUAAUAAAUAUAUUUUAUGAAUAUUAAGUAUCAAUAUCAUCUUUAUUAAAAUUAUAUUUAAAAUAAAUCAAAUUUGUGUAUUCAAUUUAAUAUUUAUAAUUAAUAUCUUAAUUUUUUUCAAUAAUUCUCAAAAGGAUGUCUACAAAAACUUUAUGAUGCAUUAAAAGAAAGAAAAAAACUAUUAUCUAAAAUUAUUGAUAAGCAAUCAUCAACGACCUAUAAUAAAAAGAUUAAACGGUGCGAUUCAUGCAUUUCAGCUGAAUCUUGUAAAUCUCCUGAUUCACGGUUGAAGAUCUAUAAUUGCAUUCAUUACCAUGAGAACGGUAAUUUGCCUACUGUCUGUAAAAAAAGUAAAAAGAAAUGUUAAAUACUAAAACAAUUAAUACAUAUUUGUCGAAUAACGAUUUCGAUGAUGAAACAAUUAAUUAAGAAUUUUAUAAUACUUUUUUAUAAUUGAUCGAUAUUCUCAAAAUAACUCUCAAAGGAGCUGUAAAACGGUUCUUAUAAAUUCUUAUAAAAAAAAAAGAAUAGAGAGUAGUAGAACCCUACUUAAGAAUAAUGGCGUCUAGGCCUAAUUUUUUGAUUGGGCCUUUAAAUGAAAUUACAAAUUAAAUUUUUUCCCUAAGCCAGUUCCAUAACUAAAUAACCAAUUAUAAUAUAAAAAGUUUUAAUAUCUAAUUUUUAGAUUCUAAGCAGAGGGAGGAAUAUUUUAGUUUUACAAUGAUAAUUUUUUUUUCUGUAGACAUCUUUUAUUUUAGCAUUUUUGAUCCAAUUCUCAAGUUCAGCACUUUUUCUAUAAGGAAAUCGGAAUUGGCAUAUAAUUAGGGAGCUCAUUUUUUGAUUUUCUCAGAAGUUUUUCUAACAAAUGGGAAAACCCGAAAAAAGCGAAGGAAAAACGAGAAAAUAUACAAAAUUAGGUUUUAGAAAAAAAAUGUUUUAAUAAUGUUGAAUAUAUUUUAUACCAGUAAUUAUCAGCUAAAUCAUAUUUAUUUAAUUUAUGAUUUCUGAAUAUUUUAUUAAACAAGAAGAGGAAUAUGAUAUGGGAGAAUGUGGGGAAUAUGAUACGGAAGAAGGUGGAGAAUAUUAUAUUGUUGAAAAUGAGGAAAACUGUAUAGAAGAAGAAGGAUAUUUUAUGGAAAAAUUUAAUGAACGUAUGGAUAAUACUGAACAUGAAUAUGUAAAAAGAUACAAAAACGAUCAGAAUGUUCAGAAACAAGAAGGUAUAUAAUCUAUUUAAAAUAUUAUUUAUAUUCUAUACAAAUGUACAUUGUUUGGACAUAGGUAGAGUCCUCUUAAGAAUAAUGGGGCCCGAAAUGUAAUUUUUAGUUAUAUAUAUAAUAGCCUCGUUUUCCCUUUGAAACAUUUUUAUACCAGUAAUUAUCAGCUGAAUUGUGUAAAUCUAAUUCAUGUUUUUCUGAAUAUUAUAUUAAAGAAGAAGAGGAAUAUGAUAUGGAAGAAGGUGGAGAAUAUUAUAUUGUUGAAAACGAGGAAAAUUGUAUAGAAGAAGAAGGAUAUUUUAUGGAAGAAUUUAAUGAACGUAUGGAUAAUACUGAACAUAAAUAUGUAAAAAAAUACAAAAAUGAUGAGCAUGUUCAAAAACAAGAAGGUAUACAAUCUAUUUAAAAUAUUAUCUAUAUUCUAUACAAAUGUGCAUUGUUAGGACAUAGGUAGAGCCCUACUUGAGAAUAAUGAUUCUCGGGUAAUUUUUGAAUAGGGCCCUAAAUUAAAUUAUAAAUUGGGUACAAUAAUAAACAAACAUUAUAAAAAAAAAAAAAUAUAUAUAACGCAAAUAUAUUUGACUCUGUAACCUUACCAACAUAUUUAUUAUUUUCUAAAUCACUAAAAAAAAGUGUAUUGUCAUUAGUUUGGAAAAUAAGUUAUUUUGCCCUAGUUUUUUUAAAAAAAGCGAUAAAACGGAUAUUAGAAACUAUAGACUUAUUUCUGAACUUUUUCAGAUUAAGAAACAGCAUGAAAAAAUUGUUCUAAUACCGGUUUUUAAUGUUCUUGAUCGCAGGCAACAUGGAUUUAGAAUAGGCAGCUUCACAAUAAUAUUUAAAUCAUCCUUUAAAAAUUUUAUUUUAGUGUCUUUUAAGGAAAAUAGCCAAAUUGAUGUAAUUUUUACGGAUUCCAAAAAAGCCUUCAACCGUGUGGACCAUGAACUAUUUCUUAUUGCACUUAAACGCGUAGGAUUCGGUAAUCCAUUACUAUCUUGAUUUAAAUCAUAUUUAACUUAUAGAUUUCAAUUCUCUAGAGUAUAAGGUUUCUCUUCUAUUAUAACACCAGUGCAGUCACAUCUGGUACUUCACAGGGAAUACAUCUAUUUUCCCUCCUAUUCCUUAUAUUUAUUAAUGAUAUCAUUUCAAUUCUCAGUAAUUGUCAAUUUCUGUUAUUUACAGAUGAUUUAAAAAUGUAUACCUGUGUUUACUCUAUCGAUGUCUGUAUCACUUUAUAACACGAAUUAAAUAUUUCAUUUGAUUGAUGCCAGAAAUGGGGCACGAGUCUUAAUAUUUAAAAAUUUUACUCUAUGAGAUUUUAUAAUUUUCGAUUUAUUAUAAAUUAUACAAUAUUAUAUUUAUUUUUUUUCAUGGGGCGAUAAGAUUGAUUAGUAAAUGGAUAGUUUCAUAAUAUACACUUUGUGUAUAAUUAAAAUAAUAAUAAUAGGUUUUCACAAGUGAGCUUUAAAAAAUUAACCAAUAAUUUAAAUAAUAGUAAUAACAAAAAAAAUCAAAUUUGAUACUAAUAAUAUUUCUUUCGAUUAUGUAAGACAUAUAAUAGUGUAUAUUUGUGUAUAAUAUCGUAAUUUAAGUUUAUCUACUAAAUGUAUAAAAAUAAAUUUGUUAAUCUACCUGCUUUAGGAUUUGAAAAUGCUGUUGAAAACGUCGUAUUCUAUAAAUUAUCGCGCAAUCUAUUAUUCACUAGGUAUCUAUUGUCGUACUAUUAUUAUUAAUUGACCACUAUAUAUUGAUGGGAUAUUGCAUAUUAUUCGUAAUGUAAUUUUAACCGACAUUUACCACUGAGUCCAGGCCCGUUUUAUUCAUUUAUUUAAUUAUUUGAAUAAAUAUUAUUAUUAUAAUGUAAAAUGUAUAAAAUAAAAUGUAAUUAUUUUACCAUUAUAUGACAUAUUAUAUAUUGUUGACAAAGCAACACUUUCAACCGAACUCCGCUCAGAUUAAUUUUUUCGUUAGCAAUGGAUAAUUGUUGGGUAUACAUAUAAAUAUAUUAAAUUUACCCUCUACUAUCUUCACCUGCUUUUCACCUACAACAAUGGCCCAUCCACGUGCAAAAUAUGUCUGUCUUUUUUGUUAUUAUUUAUUUAAAAAGCUAUAGACUAAAUAAAAAAAUUAAAAAAAUUACACAAGUUUCUUUUACCGUUUUUUGGUAUGUUAUUUUAAUAGUAUUAAUAUCAAUUAUUCAUUUUGUUUUUUUUUUUUUAAGGAAAGAGUAGUUAGGUUAAUGAGUCUCUUGAUUUUUGUUUACCUAUGUAGGUCCUUAAUUCAAUUUACUAUUAACAGCAAGGUUACAAAAUAACAGUUAAAUAUAGUAGGAAACUCUUUUAUAAUAAAUAUAUUUUGUGAAUAUUAAAUAUCAACGUUAUAUUUUUAAAAAUUAUUUUGAAAAUAAAUCAAUUUUGUACUUUAAAUUUCAUAUUUAUAGUAAAUAAAUAAAUAAUUUUAAAUGAUAGAAUAUCAGCAAAAACAUGAAGAUUUAAUAAAAGGAAGAAAUGAUAAAAAAUUCGAAAUUUUUAAAACACGAUACCCAAUGACCGAUAAUAAAAAGAUUAAAUUAUGCGAUUCAUGCGCUUCGGCUGAACCUUGUAAGUCUAUGACAUUUGUUUCCGCUGAAUCAUCAUGGGAAUCUAUAAAUACACUUCAAUGUAAUAUGAAGGCACAUGUUUGCUGUUUUUAUAAAAAUCAUGGACAUUAUGAACACGAAUGCACAGCAUUUAGUACUAUAAAUGGUUCAUCACAUGAUUCACCAAAGAAUGAUAUAAGAUCUGAAGUUAUUGAAUCACGAUUAGUAAUGACCGAUAAUAAAACGAUUAAAUCAUGCGAUUCAUGCGUUCCGAAUAAAACAUGUAAAUUUAAUUCAUGCGUUUCGGCUGAAUCAUGUGAAUCUAAUUCAUGCGUUCCGGCCAAAUCAUGUAAAUCUAAGACACCAAGAUCAAUUGGAUCUAGUAAGCCACCUCAGCGAUAUUCUCGAAGUGAUUAUGAUUAUUUUUUUAUCAUUCAAAUAUAA
Molecule: messenger RNA, 7583 nt
Organism: Cinara cedri
Lineage: Eukaryota; Metazoa; Arthropoda; Insecta; Hemiptera; Aphididae
Source: the annotation of a GenBank genome assembly